AGAAGACAGACAGUGCAGGAGAAGAGGAAACAACCACAUCGCUUGUACUUCAUCUCCUUCAAUCACUGCUCUUAUCGUUUCAAAUUUUACUUAGAUUUGUGACUUGAAGCGCUAAUCAUGAGACUUGGAGUCUUGGCGUUUCUGGUUCUGGGAACCUGUUCUUUAAGAGCCUGGUGUGUGCCGCUCAAAUCCGUGUAUGUGACAUUUCCUGGAGAUGUGAUCAAGAACAUGACAGACAAACAGCUGGCAGAUGAGUACCUGCAGCGUUAUGGCUACAUAGAUGUCCUCCAGAAGAGUGGACUGCAGGCAGUCGUGUCCACUUCUAAAGCACUGAAGCAGCUCCAGAAGCAGCUCGGGCUGGAGGAGACCGGCUCUCUUGACCAGCCCACAAUUGACGCCAUGAAGCAGCCUCGCUGUGGGGUCCCAGACAUCCGCAACUAUCAGACUUUCACAGGAAACCUGAAGUGGGAUAACAAGGACGUUACAUACAGGAUUUUGAACUACUCACCCGACAUGGAAGCCUCUUUGACCGAUGACGCCUUUGCCAGAGCUUUCAAAGUCUGGAGUGAUGUUACCCCUCUGACAUUCAGGCGCCUCUAUGACGGCACUGCUGACAUCAUGAUCUCCUUUGGCAAAGCUGAUCACGGCGAUCCCUACCCCUUUGAUGGGAAAGAUGGGCUGCUGGCUCAUGCCUACCCUCCAGGUGAGGGAAUCCAGGGAGAUGCCCAUUUUGAUGAUGAUGAAUACUGGACCCUUGGCUCUGGACCAGUGAUUAAAACCAGCUAUGGUAAUGCAGAGGGUGCAACGUGUCACUUCCCCUUCCUGUUUGAGGGACAAUCCUACUCCACCUGUACCACGGAGGGGCGCACAGAUGGUCUCCCCUGGUGCGCAACCACCGCAGACUACGACAAGGACAAGAUAUUUGGCUUCUGUCCCAGUGAGCUUCUCUCCACAUUUGGUGGGAACAGCAACGAAGCACCAUGUGUUUUCCCCUUCGUGUUUCAGGGGGAAAAAUAUGACUCUUGCACCACAGAUGGACGAACUGAUGGGUAUCGCUGGUGUGCCACUACAGCUAACUAUGACACUGAUAAGCAGUAUGGAUUCUGUCCUAACAGAGAUACAGCUGUGAUUGGUGGAAAUUCAGAAGGUGAGCCAUGCCAGUUUCCUUUCACCUUCCUUGGAACCCAAUACUCUUCUUGCACCAGUGAAGGCCGUAGUGAUGGAAAACUCUGGUGUGCAACUACCAGCAACUAUGACACAGAUAAAAAAUGGGGAUUUUGCCCUGAUGGAGGAUACAGUCUGUUUCUGGUGGCUGCUCAUGAGUUUGGACAUGCACUUGGUUUGGACCACUCCAACAUCAAAGACGCACUGAUGUAUCCCAUGUACAAAUACAUAGAGGAUUUCUCUCUGCAUGAGGAUGAUAUUAAGGGCAUUCAGUAUCUCUAUGGACCUAAAACUGGCCCUGAUCCCACUCCUCCAGAACCACAGUUCACCACUUCCUCUCCGAUUUUGCCAACUAAAUCCACCCCGAGUGAGAAAACAACCACCGUUUCUACCACAGUACAUGUCGACCCUUCAAAGGAUGCUUGCCAAAUCAAGGAAUUUGAUGCCAUCACUGAAAUCCAGGAAGAGCUUCAUUUCUUCAAGGAUGGGUACUACUGGAAGAUCUCAAACAAAAGAGAACGCAAAGGUCCUUUCUUGAUAUCUGAGAAGUGGCCUGCCCUGCCAGCCGUCAUUAACACUGCCUUUGAGGACCAGCUCACGAAAAAGAUCUACUUCUUUGCAGAAAAACAGUUCUGGGUUUAUACUGGAAAUGAGGUGUUUGGACCACGUAAAAUCGAGAAGCUCGGCCUGCCAAGCAACUUGGACAGAGUGGAUGGAGCUGUGCAGAGAAAAUAUGGCAAGGUGCUCCUGUUUAACGGGGAGACCUUCUGGAGACUUGAUGUGAAGGCUCAGCUGAUAGACAGUGGAUACCCAAAAUUCUUUGACUCUUAUUUUGGUGGAGUGCCCACUGAUUCACAUGAUGUAUUCCUCUACAAGGGUUUCCUUUACUUCUGCCGGGAGAAUUUCUACUGGAGAAUGAAUGCCAGAAGGCAGGUUGACCGAGUCGGUUAUGUGAAGUACGACCUCCUAAAAUGCUAAGAUGUGCAGUCGCUGUGCACAGUGACAACAUCCGACAUCCUAACCUGAUGACAGAGCCCUUUUCAAUAGGGAAACCAUUUCUCUUCAGUGUAAAAUGUAGUGAGGAAGACACAGACAGAAUGUAGUAAAUUUAAAGUCUCUGUUAUGGGGACUUUGACUUUAACUGUUAUAGGAAAAGAACUGUUUUAACACUGAAAUUAUCUUAGGCACAUGAAACGGGAUGUUAGGCAUAUUUGUCUGUUAGCUUUAAAGUGGUCUUAUAAUUUAUUUCAGCUUACUAUAUAACUGCUUCGUCCACGAUGAGUUUCUUAACAGCACAUUAAGAGAAACUAUAAUCUUGUUCUAUCAAACUACAAUGAGGCACUGCCAGACUAAUUUUUAGGAAUUAACUUUGUUUGUAAAUGUAUGAGUGGAGUCACCUCAGGAACAUUGUAGCCUAAAUGCAUUUGUUGUCAACAAAGCAUCCAUUCUCUGUGUAUUGACCCCACUCACAUGUUUUUCUAAGCAAAGGUUUAUUUUUAGCCUUAGAGCUAAUAUUGAGAUGUUAUUUAGCCCAGAUUUGGCAUAUUGUGAAAUCAUUUGCCUGGCGUAAAUGAUAAUAUUAUUAUUAUUAAUUUAAUUUUCCACAUUCCACUUAUUUAUAUUUUUAUUUGUUUGUUGCAUUGUUUAUGACUGCUCAAUAAAUUUGUAAACAAGACCAUUCAA
Messenger RNA from Cyprinus carpio (common carp), 2847 nucleotides. RefSeq names its product matrix metallopeptidase 9 (gene mmp9). Gene Ontology annotation, cellular component: extracellular matrix. The record is from RefSeq and is a predicted model, not a curated record. Lineage: Eukaryota; Metazoa; Chordata; Actinopteri; Cypriniformes; Cyprinidae. Gene Ontology annotation, biological process: collagen catabolic process; extracellular matrix organization; proteolysis. Gene Ontology annotation, molecular function: zinc ion binding; metalloendopeptidase activity.